AUGUCCUCCUCCAAAGCAAAGUCCAGCUCUUCCCAAUAUGCGCCCCUUUCGCUACACGACAAUGGCGAGGACUCCAGCGCAACUCCUGAGAAGCGCUCCUCCGAGGACGACCACUCUGCCCCCUUGUUGGAAGCCUCGGACAACCUCAACGCCCUCGCGCCAUCCAAGCCCUCCCAGCUGCCCAAGCUCAUAAUCUACAUUUCCUUCGCCCUAGCGCUGCUAUCGGCUGUGAAUGUCGCCCUCCUUCCCACUACACUAUCAAAGUACCAAGCCUACCCCUUCUCUGACUCUGACCUCGAGGCCCUCCCCUAUGGCGAUGCUAGGCUGGGAUUGGACAGGGCAGCCAAAUUCAUCCCCCCUCUCCAGGUCUAUCACCACGCUUGGCCGGAUAGAAUUGCACGUGUGAGCCGGAAAUUGAAGAAUGCCGUGUGGGGUCAGGGGGUGCAGGUCUAUGUUACUGUCGAGGUCCGUUUUCCGUACUUGCUCCUUCCUCAUUUUCUUCAACAAACCAUCCACCUGGGCACAUAG
Molecule: messenger RNA, 528 nt
Organism: Penicillium antarcticum
Lineage: Eukaryota; Fungi; Ascomycota; Eurotiomycetes; Eurotiales; Aspergillaceae
Exons: 1
Coding region: 1-528 (175 amino acids)
Source: RefSeq, a predicted model, not a curated record